AUGUACUCUUGCGCCAAUUACCCUCGUGGAUGCCGUGGUCGCGCCAACAUUCAGGGAGGCAAAUGUUCCGACUGCGUGACAUUGAAGCUCCGUCGACCAUCGUCUUCGUCUCCCUUUGCGCAGCCUAGAGACUACCGGCGAGCACUACCAUCGGAGAUCCUGAAUGACUCUCCGUACAAAAACAUCAUCCUCCAAUGA
Aspergillus wentii DTO 134E9 is the source of this 198-nucleotide messenger RNA. RefSeq lists its product as uncharacterized. Lineage: Eukaryota; Fungi; Ascomycota; Eurotiomycetes; Eurotiales; Aspergillaceae. The coding region runs from base 1 to 198 and encodes 65 amino acids. The transcript is spliced from 2 exons. The record is from RefSeq and is a predicted model, not a curated record.